Microplitis mediator is the source of this 5045-nucleotide messenger RNA. RefSeq lists its product as uncharacterized. Lineage: Eukaryota; Metazoa; Arthropoda; Insecta; Hymenoptera; Braconidae. The record is from RefSeq and is a predicted model, not a curated record. The transcript has 6 exons. Gene Ontology annotation, cellular component: plasma membrane. Bases 265 to 1359 code for a protein of 364 amino acids.
GAAUGAAUAACAUCAUAAUUGACCCUAUAUCGAUUUGUGUAUUAGAGUUGUAAGAAAAUAAAUGUAAGAAUUCACUUUAUAACGUUCAGCUUAGUUACGAGAUUAAAUGUGCAUUGAAUGAGGUUUAUUAAUCGAUCCGAAAUAAGUGCUUUCUUCUUUAUGUGUAGAAGACUCUACAUAAAAUUAUAAAUUAUGAUAUUCAUAAAUUCAUUAAGUGUGGAAGUUCUUAUUUGAAGUUUUAAAUAAAGUGAAUACACUGAUACUAUGAAUACAUCUAGAGUUUUCUCAAUUUACUUACUCUGGUGGAAUAUUUAUUACUCCUCAAUAUGUGAAGGUCAAGAAAUAACCCAUCAAGAUAUAAAAGAAGCCAUGUUGAAACUUUCCCUCCUAAUGCGGGAAAAUACAGACAAAUUAGAGCGACACGAGGUUCGAGAACGUCACUUAGGCGACCAAAUGAAAAAAGCUAUUGGAGUGUUAUCUAAAAAAAUGAAUGCUGUCGAAGAGAUACAAAUCCAGAUCAUCGAUUCAGAUAAAAGGAUUACAGAGCUCGAACAAUUAUAUUCUCAGAUUUCAAAUGUUCCAAAACAGGUUUCUACUAUCGAUAGUUCAUCGGGAUUUCUAACAGUUCAUUUUAAAAAAUGGCAAGAUGAUGUGGAGAAAAAACUUUUCGACCACAAUAUGCUAGUCGAGAAACAAACUCAAAUGAUAGAUAAAUUGAUGAAUAUGGUUGACGAUAUACCGACUACUAUACAAAAUAUUCUUAAGAUAAAUGUGGAAGAACAAUCUCGCUUCGUGGACCAAGAACUAUUGAAGCUCAAUAAAACUCAAGCUCUUAUUUUGGCAAUGGCUGAUGAUAUAUUGAAUACAAAAAAGAUGGUUGAAUAUAGUGUUCAUCAAAUUUUACUUGGAGUUGAAAAUUCGAUGAAAAGUGAAAGCCUCAUAUUUAACAAUGCUCUUGAUACAAAUUUUAAUUUUCUCGCAACGAAUUUAAGCAAUAGUCAAAACAAUAUGGAAAAUAAUUUGACAGAUACAAUUGAACGAGAAAUGUCUCAGGUAUGGCGACAGCUGAACUUGAUGUAUCAACAAAUGAAUUCAAAUGGAAAUAUUCUGCACCAACUUCAUAAUCAGACUGAUUUUUUUGCGAAUGGAACUACGGUCACGAUAAACGGAAUGAAUUACAAAAUCUCAGAAAUUUCGAAAAAAAUCACUGAAAUUGAUGGAAAUUUAAACUAUCUCCUCGGGCGCCUCUCAAUAACUACGCAGGAGUUCAAGAAAAUUAAAACUGAGUUAGGAUUUGCAUUAGAUGACAUUAACCAAUACUUCAAAAAAAUUUCGAAAAAUGAUACAGAUCCCAUUUAACAAAGACAAAAAAAUUCUUAGAUUUCCAUAACUAAGGUUAUAUCUACAACAUAAAUGAAUCAAGAUAAUAAUUGAAAUUCGGUUGUAUAUUGUUUAAUAAAGCUUUAAAUACAAAGCCGACUAUUCAAAAUAUAGAAGGAAUUAUGUUUUAAGUUGCAUAAAAUAAGAACUGAAUUGCGAAUGAAUAAAACUAUGAAUCACCCCAUUGUUAAAUAUUCAAUCUCUCAAGUUGAUAGUGCUGUAGGAUCUCAAUAUACAUUACAUACACGGAUGAACAUUCGAUGCAAGUAGGCAUUAAACUGGCUAUGUCCAGAAACUGGGUGAGAUAAUAAUCAACCUCUUCAAGUUUCCUAAAAAUCCAGGUAUUGACCGGUCCAAUGAGCCUAAAAGUCCACCACCCCGUAAGAGCAGAGGCCCAGCGCUCUUGCCACCGUACUAGAGUCUCUUCGCAUUCUGGAGUCCUUGUGUCUGUCAAAGUUCUUCGUCAGCCCACCGAGCAUCCUAGAUGCGUCUCAAACCCUAGGUCGAUUGAAAUCACACCUACGAUGCCAACAUGGCUGCCUCGGAUACCGUUCGAUAAGCACUAGCUUUCCUCAGCAGACUUCUCCGUUGUACUGAUGCAAGUAGCUUACGAUUUUUCUCUACUCUGAGUGUCUCUCCCGAGAUCUCUACUCCGUAGAGCAUGAUCAAGUUCGCAACACUCAUCAUCUAAGCUGCAAAUAUACAAUAACAAUAUGAUCACUUAAAAUGCAACAUAAACUAAAAAAUAUGGGCAACGGUUGACCCUGCGGGCCAGCCCCAUAACUUUCCGCUGUUUUCGAGCUCCUUGAGAUCGAAAAUACUCUUGCAUGCAAUUGUUUUGUGUUAUAAGCUUUCCAAGUUCAAAAAAAUUACGUUUUAUGUUAAAGAUUGAAAAUUUAAGAAUCAAAAAUAAUGAAUGAACAAGCUUUUUUUAAUUUUUAUUCCCAAUGAUGUUCAAUAAAAAUAAUAUCCAUGAUGUAUAUGUCCUUGUCUUGUUAAUACUAUAAUACUAAGAAUUAUACACGGAGAGAAAUUAAUUAUUGUAUCUACUAUACAAAAAUUGUAAUUUUAACUAUCUAAAAUGGUAAAAACAUUUUUCAGUGGUUAUAAUGAUCGGUAUUAUAAUUGAAAAUAAUAACAGUUACAAUUGAUGAUGGUAACGGUUACCAUUCAAAGUUGUAAAAAUUCUUAACUAAGAAUGUGUGCAUGUGUACGUGCGUGGGUAUAUGUCUGCGCGUGUGUGUACAUGUGGUCACGCCGGUGUGUGCGCACCCGUGUGCUUGUGUGUGUGUGCAUGUUCGCGGGCGAGUGUGCGCAUUUGUGCGCGCGUGUGUGUAAGUGUGCGCAUGUGUGCUUGUGUGCGGGAAAGUGUGCGCAUGGAUGUGCGUGUGUGGGGGUAAGUGUGCGCAUGUGUGCGGGUGAGUGUGUGAACCCGUAUUCAUGUACAUGUGUGCGUGCAUGUGCACGUGCGUAGAUAUAUGUAUACAUGUGUGUGUGUGUGUGUGUGUGUGUGUGUGUGUGUGUGUGUGUGUGUGUGUGAAAUUAAUCACUUCCCCAGUUAAACAAAUUACACAUAGACAAGCGUCAGACUAUAACGUUUAUAUUCUGAUUUUUUAUUGGCUUAGAUGGUCAUCAUUAUUUUGGCUGAUAGUAACCAUUGCCAUCAGGUUAUUAAGAAUUACGAUUUUUCAUAAUAGUAGUAAUUAUUUAAGAUAAUAACAGUUAUAAUUUCGGGUUAUCAUAAAUAAUUGUAAACUUUACCAUAUAGAUGGUAGACACUACCAUUCAGAUUGUUUAUUUAAUAAUUUAAAUGAUAUUAUCAAUCAUAUAAUUCAGUUUAAAAAUUGUACUGUAACUUGAUCCCUGUGGAAAAGCUCUCAUAAAUUCUGAUAAGAUAUUGAAUAUUUUUUAUGAGAAUCUAUGAGCUUCGAAAAUAUCUAUGAGAUUUAAAAAAAUUCUCAUAUGAAUUUUUAUGAGAAUCUAUGAGUCAAAGCUUUUGAUGUGUUCCUAUCAUGAUUUCCGUACUAGAUUUUUAAAAGAAUGAGUAAGAUUUUUUAAUUUAUGAGAUUUUGUGACUCGAAUUCCGCCAACGAUUAUGAGAUUGAAUAAGUACUUUCACUUCUAUAAGAUUGUUACAGUUUAUUCUAAUCUAUUUUCAAUAAGAAUUGAUCAGGCGAAUUCCGAUGUUAUAAUACUUACAAAAUCUCAAUAAGAUUAUUUUUUUAUAUGAAAUUUCCAGAAUUUAUAAGUUUUAGUAAGAGUUAUCCUAGGAGAUAAUAUCUUAUUGAAUAUCAUAAAAUAUUUGUCAUAUUUUAUGAGAAAAUAUUUAACAUGUAUUUCUUCGAAAAUUUAUGAGACUGAAUCAGGAAUCACAUGGACAAAUGCAGACCUUUUUCUCAUAAAAAUUUUAUGAGAAUUAGUAAGAAAAUCUAUAAUCGAAUUAACUUGUAAAAACUUAAAAGAUUUAAUUUUAAUUUAAAAGCUAUGUGAUUUAUGAGUUUUUGUAAGUUUUAGUUAGAAGGCUAUUACUUAUAAAAUAUUAUGGAGUACUUAUGAGAUUUUAUAAAUAAUUUCCAUUCACAUAAAAUAUUAAUUUUAUCAGAUUCAUUCAAAAAUAAUUGCUUAACUUCAUUUUUUUUUUAUAAGAAUUUACACCAAAAAUACUAAUAUUAUCACUAUUUCUUGUACUUUAAAUAUUUUAACUGUUCGGAGAUGAGUGAAAAUAUAAGUUUCUAUGUGAUUUUUUACAAACCCAGUAAUUUAUCUUGCCCCAUUUUUUUUUUUUUUUGGUGCAUUAUUUUUUUGUAGCGAUAUUGCAUUUUUUUGGUUAAACAGAAUAAAAUUUCUCGGAACAAGUACUAUUCUUUUCACGCAAGUUUUUUUGUAUUCUCCGAACAAAAUAACAAAAGUUGCUUAAGCCAAGAGAAAAAAUUUCUCGGGAGAAAAGAUCGAUAUGGAGAAGGGGAAAGUCACCGGUGCUAGGUAGCAGCAGCGGGAGUAGUUCGGUGCUCGCCACGAGAUCGCGCCUACGAUUUGUAGUGUCCCUGGUAAGACAUUUAUUUCAGAAGUGUUAUAUUCCAAAUUUCAAUACGAUUUUAUUCGAGUACUCCUGCGUCAUUUAACAGACCAACAAGUACCUGUUUGGGUUGUACUAUAGUAUAUCCCAUAAUACAUCAUGACUUUAAUAUUUAAUAUUAAUGUUUACUUGAGUAAUUUUUGAUGAAUAAAUAAACGGAUUCAAUUUCAUAGAUUUUUCGUGAAUAGAUUGCUAAAUAUUUUCCGCGUAAAUACUUAUACAAAUAUUCUUGAGUAUACAUAAUAGAAACUUUUUGAAUUCAUGCUAAAAAAUUCAAUCAUUUAGCAUAUAAACUAUAUGGAAAAUAACUGUACUCACAUUAAUUAAUCAGUAUCAAAUCUUGUAUGAUUACUUCAGAAAUCGUCUCAUACAAUCUUAUUCAUUUCCAAAAUCUACUCAAUUGUAAACUUUACAUUUUUCGAAAACUUAUAAAUACUUAUACUCACAAUAUUACAGCUUCUGUUUCUUAUAGAUUCUGAUAAUUUAUAUGAGAAUUUUAAGAAAAAAAUUUUUUGGAUGCACCAUCUAUGAGAAAAUAAUUGUAUCAGAAUUUUUGAGAUUUUUCGUGGACAAAUACUGAUCGUUUUCU